AUGCUCUCUGCAAAGGAAGAGGGCAACUUACUUUUGGCUUCAAUCGACUGUCUUUUCCCCUUUAAUGCUGCCUGCUCAGCGCCGUGCGUGCGGCGGACGGGAGUAAAUGCCUGGAGGCGGAGGCGCCAAAAUCCGUCGUGCCGCGGUGCGGCGGGGAUGUGUGGCUUUGCCUCCUCCUCCUCCCCCUCUUCUCAUUCCCCUCUCGCAGACAAGCGCUGCGCUGCCACCAUUGCAGUCGUCCUUCGCCAAACUCAGGCACACACACGCUUUUCUCGCGCCAUGCACCGCCGACUCCGCGCCGCGCCGUUUCUCCCACUGCUGCUGCUGCUGCUCGCGAUGCACUGCGCCGGCGUGUGCCGCGCCGCUGCGGGCCGCCGGGUGUUCGACGACACGAUGCCGAGGAGGGGCCGGCCGGCGGCUGCGGUGGUGCGUGAGGUGCCGCGGAGGGGGCAGGGUGCGGCGCAGGCGUACACCGUCGCAACGGCAGCGGCGGCAGAAGGAACGAGCAGCGAGGGCUGGGCGCCCAUCCGCAUCGAGGUGUCCACGAAGGACCUGGAGGAGAAAACUCAGAAGUUGGGGAUGAAGAGGUACUGCGCUGCUGAUGGGGUCCAGUGCAUGAACUACUUGGGGCACGAGGUAACUUGCAAAGCCGAUCAUGUACUGACGGAGCAAAAGAAGCAGUUGUAUACGACGAAGAUUAUUCCCGGGGCCGUCAAGCUGCACGCGGAGCGACUUCUCGUGCAGCCAGUGGCUGAGAAAAUUGAAUUGCCACGGAAUCUCGAUGUUGCGUGUCAGCAC
Molecule: messenger RNA, 798 nt
Organism: Trypanosoma conorhini
Lineage: Eukaryota; Euglenozoa; Kinetoplastea; Trypanosomatida; Trypanosomatidae
Product: surface protease GP63
Exons: 1
Biological process (GO): proteolysis; cell adhesion
Cellular component (GO): membrane
Molecular function (GO): metalloendopeptidase activity
Source: RefSeq, a predicted model, not a curated record